This is a messenger RNA of Trametes versicolor FP-101664 SS1, 981 nucleotides long. RefSeq lists its product as uncharacterized. NCBI's taxonomy places the organism in Eukaryota, Fungi, Basidiomycota, Agaricomycetes, Polyporales, Polyporaceae. The record is from RefSeq and is a predicted model, not a curated record. The transcript has 2 exons. The annotation marks the transcript as partial. Gene Ontology annotation, molecular function: protein binding.
UUCGAAAACGGGAACGUCAUCCUCGUGGCCAAAUCCUACGAGUUUCGCGUGUUCAAAGGAGUUCUUGCCCACCACUCCCCCGUUUUCCAAGACAUGUUCUCCCUCCCUCAACCUGUAUCCUCCACGUCACCUGAAAGCACACACAUCUCCGAUGCGUGUCCGGUCGUCCACUUGAGCGACUCCCCGGAGGAUCUCAGGCACGUACUGCGGAUAUGCUUACCUAGGAACGAUUUGAGGUUUUUCUCGUUCUCCGAGGGUCAAGACACCCCGUCGUUCGACAUGGCCUCCGCCCUCAUCCGCCUCGGACACAAGUACCAAAUGCAAGCCAUGGUCACACAAGGGAUCCAGUACCUGAAACGCUGUUUCACCGACGACUUCCUCGUCUGGUCUGAGGGCCCGCUCUACGAGGACGACUGCCCAAUCAAAAAGGAUUACGCAAUCGGGGUCGUCAACCUCGCGCGCCUCGUCGACGACCCGUCCCUCCUGCCCACCGCGCUCCUCGCCUGCUGCGCGCUCGACGCGGACAUCGCGCACGGAUACACGCGCGAGGACGGCACGCGCGAGACACUGUCCGCGGACGACCUCGUGCGCUGCUUCGCCGCGCGCAUGGCCCUCGCCGCGCGCACGGCCCUCGCCGCGCGCAUGCUUACGCUCGCCCUGCGCAUAUUCGAGCCCCGCGUGCGGGACUCGGACGCGUGCACCGGGCGGGCCGCGUGCGCGCGCGUGCUGCAGCAUGUGCUGCUGGAGGUGCGGGGCAGGGCGGACCACUUCGCGCACCCGGACGUGUUCUCGUCGUGGCUCGAGCCGUUUGAGGAGGAGGAAGGGAUCGGCUUUCUGGAUGGGUGCUGCGCGAGCUGCCGCAAGAUGCUGAGGAGGAGGGACAUGAGGGAGCGGCUCGAGGUGUGGCUGGAAUUGCCGGAGAUCAUGGGUGUGCGGGUGGACGGGUGGGACAGGAAGCUCUUUGCGGUGUGUGACAGAUGA